Molecule: messenger RNA, 1794 nt
Organism: Colletotrichum siamense
Lineage: Eukaryota; Fungi; Ascomycota; Sordariomycetes; Glomerellales; Glomerellaceae
Gene: moxY-2
Product: FAD-binding monooxygenase moxY
Exons: 3
Coding region: 1-1794 (597 amino acids)
Molecular function (GO): NADP binding; flavin adenine dinucleotide binding; N,N-dimethylaniline monooxygenase activity
Source: RefSeq, a predicted model, not a curated record
AUGGCCCCUACUGCAAUUGCUGACCUGGUCAAUCACGACCACAACGCAGAUUCGAGGGAGCAUCCGGAUGUUUUGAAGGCCGUCGAUCCGCGUUUUGCGAUCAAGGAACAUCCCAUCGAUGAGUAUGAACCUAUCCGAGCUAUAGUUGUCGGAGGCGGCAUAAGUGGAAUUAUCGCUAGCAUAUUGCUGCCGGCGAAAGUCCCCAAUCUAGACCUGGUCGUCUACGAAAGAAACUCAGAUAUUGGAGGUGUUUGGCACACCAAUAUUUACCCAGGCGUGCGAUGCGAUGUUCCGGCCCACGCUUACCAGGCAACAUUCGCCCCCUCAACGACAUGGACCGAGGCGUACGCGACUGGGCCUGAGAUAUUUGCCUACUGGAAACGAAUCGCAGAUCAGUAUGAGGUGGGCAAGUACAUCCGUACCAGCCAUACCGUGACCUCAGCAGAAUGGUCCGAAGAGAAGGCGAAGUGGAUUGUUAAGAUUCGUUCAGAUGAAGGAGAUUUUGUCGACGAGGCCAACUUCUUGAUUACCGCCACAGGCCAUUUCAGCGACCCGAAGCUCCCAGAUUAUCCGGGCAUCAAGGACUUCAAGGGGCACCUCAGACAUACCUCAAAUUGGGAUCCAAACUUCGACCCGAAAGACAAGCGUAUCGCCGUCAUUGGAAAUGGUGCUUCGGGACUUCAGGUGCUGCCGCAAUUGCAGAAAGUUGCAUCGAGUAUCGACCACUAUGCUCGAAACAAGACGUGGGUGGCAGCGCCGAUUGGAGGAGAAGAUCUUGCAGACUUUGUCGCCGACAACAUCGAAGACGCGCGAACGAGCCCAGAAAAGUACUUGAGAUUCCGAAAAGCCCUGGAAGCAAAGCUCUUUAGUCGCUUUGGUGGCAUCUUCAAAGAUGGACCGCAAAACGCAGCUGCCGAAGAGUCUAUCCGCAAACUGAUGAAGGCUCGCCUUUCCGGAAACGAUGAGCUAGCAAAAGAGAUCAUCCCAGACUUUUCCGUUGGCUGUCGUCGGCUGACACCAGGACCUGGGUAUCUGGAAGCGCUGACGGCGGACAACGUGAGGUACAUCAGGGACCACAUUGCAGAAUUCACAGAAACGGGCAUCCGUACGGUUGACGGGACUCACCGAGAAGUGGAUGCUGUCAUCUGUAGUACUGGGCAUGACAUUACUUUCAGCACUCAAUUCCCAGUCUUGUGUAAUGGGAUCGAUCUGCAGAAAGCUUGGCGGCCCGGUGGCAAGCCCGGGUUCCCUGACACAUACCUCGGCAUGCUCGCUCCAGAAGUCCCCAAUUUCUUGACAGUACUCGGACCAAAUGCCACAGGUCCAGCAGGUACCUUGUGCCAUGCUGUAGAAAACCAGCUUACGUAUGUCGCCAAAUUACUGCGCAAAGCUGCCACGCAAGGCAUCCGAAGUAUGGCAGCCACAAUUGAAGCGACUCGUGACUUCCGAGCCUACACCGAAGCUUUCUUCCCUCGUACCGUCAUGAGUGAGUCAUGCAGUUCGUGGUACAACGGAGGGAUCAAAGGUGGCAGGAUUCACGGGUUAUGGCCUGGCAGUGCUGCGCAUGUGGACUUGGUCCGGAAAGACCCACGAUGGGAAGAUUUCAGCUACACGUACAACAAUCCUCAAGGAAACAGAUUUGGAUGGUUGGGGAAUGGAUGGACGAAAAGAGAUGAGGCGGCGGCAAGUGGCGAAGCUCCUUCUGACGUAGAUCUUACGCCAUGGCUUGAAAAGGAAGCCUUCAGUGGGAAUGUUGAUCUACGAAGUUACCAUGAGAGGUGGUGGAUUAGUUGA